Lathyrus oleraceus (garden pea) is the source of this 882-nucleotide messenger RNA. RefSeq lists its product as uncharacterized. Bases 1 to 882 code for a protein of 293 amino acids. Lineage: Eukaryota; Viridiplantae; Streptophyta; Magnoliopsida; Fabales; Fabaceae. The record is from RefSeq and is a predicted model, not a curated record. The transcript has 4 exons.
AUGAAGAACAAUGAGAAGGUGUCUGAUUACAUUGCUAAAGUGAUUGUGAUCACAAAUGAGAUGAAGUCUUAUGGAGAAACGCUCUUUAAACAAGUAAUCAUUGAAAAGGUACAGAGAUCACUUGCUCCUCAGCUUUAUUACAUAGUUGUAGCCAUAAAACACUUUAAAGAUACCAACACCAUGAGAAUUGAAGAGCUUCGCAGUUGUUUAGAGGCACAACAGUUACAUCUAAUUGAAAGAAACUCUAAAAAAAGAGUUAGAACAAGCUCUAAAAGAUCAGACUCUGAAGGCUUCUUAUGGAAAGAAGAACCAAAAGUAAGCAUGGCUAGAGAACAAGAAAAAGUUAGAAAAGUUGAAGAAACUAACAUAGCUAGAGGAGAUUCUGAUGGUGAACCUGUACUAUUGAUGGCAUCUGAGAAUGUAGGUGGAUCAAUGGUAGACUGGUGGUACAUGGACACUGGAUGCUCAAAUCACCUAAGUGGAAACAAGCAAUGGCUGGUUAAUUUUGACUCUUGUAAAAGGACCAAGAUCCGAUGUGAUGAUGAUAAGUAUCUGAAUGCCAAAGGAAUGGGAAAAUUCAGAGUUAAGUUGACAAAUGGAAAAAUUGUACUGAUUAAGGAUGUACUGUAUGAAUUGGGAAGAAACAGAACAUUUAAGGUGAAUGUUGCAACACCAGACACUCAAUGCCUUAAUGCAAGAAGUGCCGAAGAGGAAAGUGAGUUGUGGCACAAGAGAUUGGGGCAUAUGAACUACAAAAUCUUAGGGCAUCUGAGUUCAAAGAAUCUAGUACAUGGAAUUCUUAGAUUGUGGCACCAGAGAAAUCAUGUAGCGUGGGAUUGUAUGUAUGAUGGUUUCACAAAGGACGAGGGGCCGUGGUUAUAA